Messenger RNA from Liolophura sinensis, 927 nucleotides. RefSeq names its product failed axon connections homolog. The transcript is spliced from 7 exons. Bases 70 to 891 code for a protein of 273 amino acids. The record is from RefSeq and is a predicted model, not a curated record. NCBI's taxonomy places the organism in Eukaryota, Metazoa, Mollusca, Polyplacophora, Chitonida, Chitonidae. Gene Ontology annotation, cellular component: cytoplasm.
AACGAGGAAACUGUCUUUUUCUCUCCCCUGAACAGCUGGGGUAACCUAUACCGAAGUGGACAGGGAAUUAUGGAGCUCUUUGCUGUGGUCAGUGUAGCGUCCUUAAUCCUGGGUAUCGUCGCAAUGUGGUUGACCUGUAAGAAGAGAUCCGUUGUGGGUAAUUACCCUAAGGACACGAUUGUGUUACACCAGAUAAGACGGGGACCUUACGCUCCCAGCAUCUCACCUUUCUGUGUCAAGCUAGAGACUUACCUGAGGAUGUCAAAGCUCAAGUACCAGAAUGUCUGCGGCCGAACAAUGUCAUCCAAGGGUAAAGUCCCUUGGAUCGAGCUGAAUGGCCAAGAGAUCGCAGAUUCUGAGUUCUGCAUUGAAUUCCUGAACAAGAAGUUUGACGUCGACUUAAAUGCUGGUGUGUCACGAGUGGACCUUGCUACAGGAGUCGCUUUCCAGAGGCUUGCUGAAGAUAGUCUCUACUGGUGUCUAGUGUUGUACAGAUGGGUGUUUCGUGUGAACGAGGCUUGGCUAGAAGAGGCUCGGAUCCCCGUCUUAUUCCGCUGGUACGUCUCGCGGUUUACCCGGCGUCAGACAUGGUCCCAGGGCCACGGCAGGCACAGCCAGGCAGAGGUGGACCGGAUAUUGCAGAGCGACCUUCAGGCACUAUCAGAGUUUUUAGGUACUAAACCGUUCCUUCUGGGUCGGGAGCCGAGCCAGGUGGACUGUGCUGUGUUUGGUCAGCUCUCCCAGUUUAAGUGGAACAUGCACGGCUGUUUGGCCAACACACUCGUCACGGAGACUUUUCCCAACCUGAGUGCUUACUGCGAGCGUAUGAAGGAACGGUACUGGCCCGACUGGGAUGAACACACUCUGAUGGGCCGCAAACAGGACAAGUAGACGAGCACCGGGAGCUCCCAAAGGGCGCAAAGGCGA